Molecule: messenger RNA, 1305 nt
Organism: Stylonychia lemnae
Lineage: Eukaryota; Ciliophora; Spirotrichea; Sporadotrichida; Oxytrichidae
Source: the annotation of a GenBank genome assembly
AUGUCAAAGUUUAAGAGCAUUCCUUCAAAGAUAGGAGAUCUAGUUAGAAAGAAUAGAGAUAAGGGCGAUAAAUAUGAAAAAAAUCUAGAGAAUUAGCAAAAGGAGCUAUAAAAGAUGAUAGAAGAGAAAUAAUUCAUCAAGAGAAAUGUUAAGUAGGUGCUCGAACUAAGCAAGUAAACCACGGAUAACAGAAAGACAAUUGAAUAAUUGCAUAAGCAGAUCAAGCAAAAAGAGGAUAGUGUGGUUUACGGCAAACUGCCAAAGUAUUUGCUAGAUAAAAGAGCCUAGGAGGAGGUUGAAAAAUAGCAGACAUUGAAGGAAAUUGCUAUGAACAAGAGGCCACCUGGAACAAGAAUACUAGAUGAUAAUGACAAAAAUGAUAUAUUAGACGAUUUACUCAGAUAAGAGGAAAAUUUAAAGCAGAGGAUUGAAAGAGUAUGUAUAUCUCAAGUCACUUUGAGGGCAAAGAAUGAGUACAAAUCGCUUUUUGACUAGAGUUACUAUAAAAACAGGGAGAGUAUUUAGCCUCCCCAAGUAGAAUGGGUAUGCACUAUUUUUAGUGUAUUUUUAUGCUCAUAAUGUGCUGGCUUGCAUAGAAAACUGGGCCGAUAGUUAAGUGAAAUUAAAUCCAUGAGAUUUUUAUCUCCUUAUGCUAGCUAAGCCUGGACUGAAAGAGAGCUUAGAUAGCUUACACUAACUGAAGGAAAUGUUGGCUUUAGAGAUUUUAUCCUGCCUUAUAACAUCAACUUUGAUGGAAUAGAUAAAUAGAUUAACAAAAGAUCUAACAUGAACUCAAGUUCAUAUUAAGAUGAUAUGAUGAUGCCAGAUACUUUGUCAAUUGAAGAUGCUAGAUAAUAAAUCUUUGAGCAAUCUGCUGAUGAUGAUAGACUUGCUACUUUUGAAGAUUCUUAAACUGAAUAUACAGUUCUAUAAUACAGAUAGGGUGAAGAAUAAUUUGAUAAGAUAGUCUAGAUUGCACUAAUUGAUCCCAAUGAUGCAAAAAGAUUCGAGGAAAAUAUGCAAAAUAGGUUUAAUGAAAGAGGGCAGACAGUGAAGAUUUCAGAUAUGGAUUUAACAAACAAAAUAUAAAUUGAGCCAUCUGAUGUGAUACCUAAGAAAUCAAUGACUUCUGCAGAGAGUUAAAAAAUUAGAGAAUCCUCAUUUUUUGGGGACAUAUUUUCCAAAGCAAAAAAUGUUGAAAAAGUCAUUGAUAAAUCGGUGGAAGGACUUAAAAAGAUGGAAAUCAAGGAGUUUGAAAAAUCUAUGGUAAGCAAGGGAAGAUAACUAUUUUCAAAGUUCUUUUGA